UAUAUCAAAGCACAAGUGAAUCCUAGAAAUUUGACUGAGAUCACAGAAACUAUCUUUGCAAAAUGAAGAGAGUGUUUGUAGCAAUUUCAGCUCUGCUAGUGGUAUUUGCAUGGACAACAACAGCUACAAAGCCAGCAGGAAAGGGCUACGAUUGUGAAGCAGCGAAAAGAUCAUUGAAACCAUGCACAGACUACCUCAGCGGUGGAUUUAGUGCCGGUGGUCCUCCAGCGGCGUGUUGCGAAGGUGUUAAAGAACUGAAAGCUUCAGCAACAACCAAAGAUGAACGACGUGCUGCAUGUAAAUGCAUUAAAGAAGCUGUAACUCACCUUCCUAACUUUGUCCAAGGUAGGGCCAUUUCACUUCCUCGAAUGUGUCGUCUUGAUUUGGGUUUUCCCAUAAGUAAGAACGCCGAUUGCAACAAGUUGACUCCUUGAGCUCGGGAAGAGCAAAAAUAGUAAGUGCAUUAGAAGGAUGAAUGCAUAUGCAUGCAUGGAGUGGUUGUCUUGAAAAAAUAAAAGAACAUAGCUUGUCGAUGAUGUGAAACAAACAUUUGAUUUGCAAAAUUAAUGAAUAUUGUGUGUGCUUUUUUA
Molecule: messenger RNA, 590 nt
Organism: Cajanus cajan (pigeon pea)
Lineage: Eukaryota; Viridiplantae; Streptophyta; Magnoliopsida; Fabales; Fabaceae
Product: non-specific lipid-transfer protein A
Biological process (GO): lipid transport
Molecular function (GO): lipid binding
Source: RefSeq, a predicted model, not a curated record